This is a messenger RNA of Poecile atricapillus (Black-capped chickadee), 926 nucleotides long. RefSeq names its product ATPase H+/K+ transporting subunit beta (gene ATP4B). Gene Ontology annotation, molecular function: ATPase activator activity. Gene Ontology annotation, cellular component: sodium:potassium-exchanging ATPase complex. The coding region runs from base 54 to 926 and encodes 290 amino acids. Lineage: Eukaryota; Metazoa; Chordata; Aves; Passeriformes; Paridae. The record is from RefSeq and is a predicted model, not a curated record. Gene Ontology annotation, biological process: sodium ion export across plasma membrane; potassium ion import across plasma membrane; intracellular potassium ion homeostasis. The transcript is spliced from 7 exons.
UUGAAUUCCUUAGUUUCCAAGGAGGACACAUUUUUGGGAACUUUUCUGAGAAAAUGGCAACUUUAAAUGAAAAGAAGACCUGCAGCGAACGUAUGGCAGAUUUCCGUCGUUUCGUCUGGAAUCCAGAAACAAAGCUCUUCAUGGGAAGGUCCUUAAUUAACUGGGUGUGGAUCAGCCUCUACUACCUGGCUUUCUACGUGGUGAUGUCAGGGCUGUUUGCACUCUCCAUUUAUUGUUUAAUGAGGACGAUUAAUCCGUACGAGCCAGAUUACCAAGACCAGCUGAAAUCCCCAGGUGUAACUUUACGACCGGAUGUUUAUGGGGAUAGAGGACUACAAAUUUAUUACAACGUAUCUGACAACAAAACCUGGGAAGGUUUAGUGACAACUCUUCACACUUUUCUGACAGCAUAUACACCAGCUGCUCAGCACCUGAACAUCAACUGCACCAAUAAUACAUACUUCAUCCAGGACACCUUUGAUGGCCCGAAUAAAACAAAACUAUCCUGCAAAUUUACCUCAGACAUGCUUCAAAACUGCUCCGGCAUCACAGACCCAACUUUUGGAUUUCCAGAAGGAAAACCCUGUUUUAUUAUAAAAAUGAACAGGAUCAUCAAGUUUUACCCUGGCAAUGGCACUGCACCAAGGGUGAACUGCUCAUAUGUGGUAAGGGGUGAGGAGUCUCGCCCGCUGGAGGUGGACUACUACCCUGUGAAUGGCACCUUCAACCUGCACUACUUCCCCUACUACGGGAAAAAGGCCCAGCCCAGCUACAGCAAUCCCUUGGUAGCUGUGAAAUUUCUCAACAUUACAAGGAAUGUAGAACUUAAAAUAGUGUGCAAAAUCAUUGGAGCUGGAAUUACCUUUGAUAAUGUUCAUGAUCCGUAUGAAGGAAAAGUGGAAUUUAAACUGAAAAUAGAAGACUGA